AUGUCCGACCGUCGACCAGGAUUCACGCCGGAGAUGCUACGCCGGUACAAUAGGCACGAUCAACAAGUUCGGCGUAACACAAGCAUCCCUAAAAUCGUGGACCUCGCUUACCAGGACAAGUGUAUCAAUGUGUCAGAUUCGAGAGUACUGAAUACAACCGGUGGCCACAGGGAAUUGCCUUAUGUGCUGGAAACCGCCGACUAUGGUGACCCACCGAUGAUAUCAGACGUAGACGAGCAGAUCAUACUGAAGCUUGAAUUUUACAGGCCGGUAUGUUUGGCGGCUAUACAGUUUCACUGUAACAAUCCCCCUAAGUACGUGGAUGCUGCGCCACCUAAGACAGUCAAGCUUUUCGUUAACCGACCUGAACUGGAUUUCCGGGACGUUGAAACGCUUAAACCCCGGCAUACUAUUGUUUUGGAUGACGAAUCAUUGAAGAAGAAGCAGAGUCUUAGUAUGAACAAGUUCCGUCGUGUAGUGUCUCUGCAGAUAUUCUUUGAAAACAACUUGGGGUCCAGGAGACACACUUUCCUGAAUCGAUUGUCACUCUUCGGCUACAUGUACCCAGUAUGA
This is a messenger RNA of Babesia sp. Xinjiang, 573 nucleotides long. RefSeq names its product PITH domain-containing protein. Lineage: Eukaryota; Apicomplexa; Aconoidasida; Piroplasmida; Babesiidae. The coding region runs from base 1 to 573 and encodes 190 amino acids. The record is from RefSeq and is a predicted model, not a curated record. The transcript has 2 exons.